AUGUGGACGAUAUGGAAGGCUCGUAAUGACGUGGUGUUCAACAAGAAGACGGUGGCAUCUCCGGUGGCGAUUGUCUACAAGACGUUGAUGCUCGUGAAGACCUGGCGUCCCCUAUUGAAACCAAAGCUGAAGCCCUUAGUGGAUGAUAUGAUCAGCCUAGUUUCUGCUAGUGCUGCUGCUAUGUAA
Miscanthus lutarioriparius is the source of this 186-nucleotide messenger RNA. Lineage: Eukaryota; Viridiplantae; Streptophyta; Magnoliopsida; Poales; Poaceae. The record is from the annotation of a GenBank genome assembly.